AUGAACCCUCCAUCCUCAUCUUCUGCCCCAUAUCUCCGACUAAAUACACCCAGGUUCUCACAUAACAACCUCUCUUUCUCACCAUACCUCGAAAACAGGUUCGCCCUGGCUUCAGGAUCAAAUUUCGGUCUGGUGGGUAAUGGACGAGUCCAUGUCGUCGAUAUAGAUUCGAACCCUCCUGGAGGCUCAGGGCUGAGGUUGGUGAGGUACUUUGAGACUAGAGAUUGUGUAUUUGAUGUAGCGUGGAAUGAACAGCAUGAAAAUCAUAUUGUAGCCGGAUGUGGGAAUGGAGCUAUCAAGAUGUUCGAUGUGACUUUGGAGGGUCUACCCAUCCAAUCAUGGCAUGAACAUACCUCCGAGAUCAUGUCUGUCGAAUGGAACAACCUAAACAAAGAUCAAUUUAUAACUAGCUCAUGGGACUCGACGGUGAAAAUCUGGUCAUCAAAUCGAGCUACUUCCAUCCUUACUCUGCCUUCAACCAAACCUCAACAACUAUACAACGCUACAUUUUCCCCUCAUACUCCCAAUAUAGUGAUGAGCUGUGGUGCAAAUGGUUUUAUAGACAUAUGGGAUUUACGAAUGGGCCCGGGAGUCAAAUCACCUACAUUAUCAAUUUCGAAUUCUUCAUCUGGUUCGGGACAGAUGGAAGAAGUAUUAUACUGCGAUUGGAAUAAAUACGAUCCAUCCCUUAUAGCAUCAGCUUCCAAAGACGGUACGAUCAAGGUUCACGAUCUGCGAUCGGCGGGACGACCGGGCAGUGCGAGAGUGGUGGGGAGGCAUGACUUAGCGGCUAGGAAGGUGUUUUGGGAUCCACAUAGAAGAGAGGGACUGGCUAGUUCGGGGUAUGAUAUGACUUGUAGAGUAUGGAAUAUCAACCAACCCACUCCAUCGCCUAUACAUGUCCAUUCCAAUCAUACCGAGUUUGUCAUGGCUCUAGGGUGGUCUUUGUUCGAUCCUGGUCUGUUGGCUAGUGCAGCAUGGGACGAGGAAGUGCACCUAUAUAGGGUGUAG
Messenger RNA from Kwoniella botswanensis, 1011 nucleotides. RefSeq lists its product as uncharacterized. Bases 1 to 1011 code for a protein of 336 amino acids. Gene Ontology annotation, cellular component: peroxisomal matrix; cytosol. The record is from RefSeq and is a predicted model, not a curated record. Gene Ontology annotation, biological process: protein import into peroxisome matrix. Gene Ontology annotation, molecular function: protein binding. NCBI's taxonomy places the organism in Eukaryota, Fungi, Basidiomycota, Tremellomycetes, Tremellales, Cryptococcaceae. The transcript is spliced from 5 exons.